Messenger RNA from Leptonychotes weddellii (Weddell seal), 785 nucleotides. Its product is annotated as NADH dehydrogenase [ubiquinone] 1 alpha subcomplex subunit 8. Gene Ontology annotation, cellular component: respiratory chain complex I. NCBI's taxonomy places the organism in Eukaryota, Metazoa, Chordata, Mammalia, Carnivora, Phocidae. Gene Ontology annotation, biological process: mitochondrial electron transport, NADH to ubiquinone. The record is from RefSeq and is a predicted model, not a curated record.
UCGAAAGGGGAAUUCAAGGAGACGGGGGCGACGCGUUUGAGGGAGCCUCCUCGGGUUUGGGGCUACCGCCAUCAUGCCGGGGAUAGUGGAGCUGCCUACUCUGGAGGAUCUGAAAGUGCAGGAGGUGAAAGUCAGUUCUUCGGUGCUCAAAGCUGCCGCCCAUCACUAUGGAGUUCAGUGUGAUAAGCCCAACAAGGAGUUCAUGCUCUGCUGCUGGGAAGAUAAAGACCGCAGACGGUGUUUAGAGGAAGGCAAGCUCGUCAACAAGUGUGCUCUGGACUUCUUCAGGCAGAUAAAGCUUCACUGUGCGGAGCCUUUUACAGACUAUUGGACCUGCAUUGAUUAUUCCAGCUUGCAGCUAUUUCGUCGCUGUCGCAAACAGCAGGCUAAGUUUGACGAGUGUGUGCUGGACAAACUGGGCUGGGUGCGACCUGACCUGGGGGAGCUGUCCAAGGUCACCAAAGUGAAAACAGAUCGACCUUUACCGGAGAAUCCCUAUCACUCAAGAGCAAGACCAGAGCCCAACCCUGAGAUAGAAGGAGAGCUGAAGCCUGCCAAACAUGGCAGUCGCCUUUUUUUCUGGACCAUGUAAAGAUGGGUCCAUGGCCCACACUCAGUCACAUGCCCAGACAACCACUGAUGAAAUUCCCAUGCAGUUUGCAUUGACUGAUAGAGUGUUCUUUCCGGGAUCACAAACCUAACAAAAAAGUUAAUUUAUGUGACUUGGCAGUUAUUCUAUACCAUUUCCUGGCCAUUAAAAAUUUUAAAGGAAAAAAAAAAUUAAA